AUGAAUAAUAUUGGUCAAAAUAACAAUAGUCAGUUACAUGUCCAUUAUCAGAACAAUCCAGAUGAAAUAAAUGGAAAUCGCCGACCGCGACCCACAAGUGCACAGCACCAACAUCAUUCGACAACCUCUACAUCAAGACAAAACGGUCAUACAUCCUCAUCGCAACUGAAUACAACAGCAAAGCUUGAACAGUCAAUUCUUCGCCAUGAAACAGAUAAUACUAAAAGUAAUACAAGUAUCAAUAAUAGUAAAAGUAAUACAAGUAUCAAUAAUAAUAAUAAUAAUAAUAAUAAUCGCUCAUUAAACAGUAAAGGUAAAAAUCGAUUAUAUAGUACAUGGACACCAUUACAAGAUGAAGAAACAAAUGCUAAAUUAUUUGAUGAGAGAAAAACACUCGUUAUCAAAUGGUUUGAUAAGUGGACGGAUGAACAACGACGAUUUGCUUUAGAUGAAUUAAUGACUCAAUGUCGACCUAAACAAUUAACAUUCACAAGAAAUCUGUUAACAAAAAAGUUUCCAGCACUACAUCAAGACUUUACCCGUUCAUUUCCACGUGUACUAUCAUUAUAUAUAUUUAGUUUUCUCGAUCCAAGAAGUCUUUGCCGUUGUGCACAAGUCUGUUGGUUCUGGAAGUUUUUAACUGAAAAUGACCAACUUUGGAUGCCAAAAUGUUUACGUUUUGGCUGGACACCACGUCACACGCCAUCGUCGUAUGAGAAUGCUGUUUGGAAACGUGUUUAUGGGUCAAAUAUCCAAGCAUUACAAACAAUGCCUAUACGAGAUAACCAACUCUACAAUACUCAUCGACCUCAAAAUGCUUUACACGAUAGCGAAUAUGAUAAGCAUGACCGUUCAAAUUUAUCAUCUCGUCAAAAUACAAAUCGUUCAAAUUCUGGUCGUCAUCAUCAUAAUCAUUCAAUGUUGAAUACGAGUACUGGCAGUACUAGUAGUAAACAAAAAAAUAUUCAGCCACCUUGGCGUGCAAAUAGUAAAUUUCCUACAGAUACAUUACGAUUUAAUUAUUUGGAUAAUGAUGAUACUGUUUUGGAAACAUUAAUAGCUCGAAACCGUAAAUAUUCUUCUCAAAAUUAUAAUACAUCAACAGCGCAUGAAUCGGAUCAUGAAAAAGAACGCCGACGUAGUCGUACGAAAGAUGAAAACAAUAAUAGUUAUAGAGAAAAACGACGAAGUCAGUCACUGAGUGCUCGUGGUAGUCCUUCUCCCAGUUCAAGACCAUAUCAUGAUAAAACAUCAGGUGAAAGAGAAUUUGGUAUUGCCACAUUAACCGGAAACCAUUCCUUUACAAUUCGUCCUCAAUCAACUAUGGCCAAUCGUCCUGAUCUUCCUCGACCACCAUCAUCUCAAAAAGUAAAGUAUUCAUCAUCAAAAACAUUUGGAAGUGAAAUACCAAAUCGAAAUUGGAAUACAACAAAUGAUGAAUAUGACGAUUAA
Molecule: messenger RNA, 1452 nt
Organism: Didymodactylos carnosus
Lineage: Eukaryota; Metazoa; Rotifera; Eurotatoria; Philodinida; Philodinidae
Source: the annotation of a GenBank genome assembly